CCCCCAUCUGACAUACACGGACGGUGACGGCGGAUGCUUCCCAAACUCCUCCUACUUCUUCAUGCUGAAAGCCUGAUAUCACAGCUACAGACUGACGGACUGAGGCCUGCAACAACAAGAGCAUCCAUCCCAGCAUCUCCUCUAAAAGGCGCUUUCACUUUCAUCUCCCACCAGUCUCCCCUUCCCGACCCCCCCGAUGCCUAAAAACAGCAAAGUGACGCAGCGGCAGCAAAGCAAUGAGCACGUCACAGAGUCGGUGGCUGACCUGCUGGCCCACGAGGAGCCCCUCGAUUACAAGAGCAGCUCGCUGAAGGUCGGCGGCGCUGCCAGCGGGUCGGCUUCCAGCGGAAAGAAAGCGCCCCAGAUCGAUGCGCCGGAAAAUGACGGCCGGCCGGCGUGGAACAGCAAGCUGCAGUACAUCCUGGCACAGGUGGGCUUCUCGGUGGGCCUAGGGAACGUGUGGCGCUUCCCCUACCUGUGCCAAAAGAACGGAGGAGGAGCUUAUCUGGUCCCCUACUUCAUCCUCCUCCUCAUCAUCGGCAUCCCGCUCUUCUUCCUGGAGCUGGCAGUGGGUCAGAAGAUCAGACGAGGAAGCAUCGGGGUGUGGAACUACGUCUGUCCACGCCUCGGCGGGAUUGGGAUGUCGAGUCUGAUGGUGUGUGGCUUUGUGGGUCUCUACUACAACGUGAUUAUAGGCUGGAGUAUCUUCUACUUCUUCCAGUCCUUCCAGUAUCCUCUGCCAUGGAGCGACUGUCCCAUCAGAAAGAAUGGGACUCUUGCUAUCGUGGAGCCUGAGUGUGAGAAGAGUUCAGCCACGACUUACUUCUGGUACCGCCAGACGCUGAACACGACCAGCACCAUCGCAGAGAGCGGCGGCCUCAACGUUCAAAUGACGUUAUCUUUGCUGGCGGCGUGGAUUAUCGUGUGUUUGGCCGUCAUUAGAGGCAUCGCAUCUUCUGGGAAGGUGAUGUACUUCAGCUCUCUUUUCCCCUACGUGGUGCUCUUCUGCUUCCUGGUCAGAGGUUUGAUGCUGAAGGGGUCUGUGGAUGGAAUCUAUCAUAUGUUCACUCCAAAGCUGGAGAAGAUGCUGGAGCCCCAGGUGUGGAGAGAAGCGGCCACCCAGGUGUUCUUUGCCCUGGGUCUGGGCUUUGGCGGGGUCAUAGCUUUCUCCAGCUACAACAAAAUAGACAACAACUGUCACUUUGACGCGGUGCUCGUCUCCUUCAUCAACUUCGUCACGUCCAUCCUGGCCACGUUGGUGGUGUUCGCCGUGCUGGGCUUCAAGGCCAACAUCAUGAACGAGAAGUGUGUCACAGACAAUGCUGAGAAGAUCCUCGGAUACCUGAACUCAAAUGUGCUGAGUCAAGAUCUGAUCCCGCCUCAUGUGAACUUCUCUCACCUCACCACCUCUGACUACGCCGAGAUGUACCAGGUCAUCAAAACGGUGAAAGAGGACGACUUCCCACAGCUGGGUCUGGAUCCUUGCAUCCUGGAGGACGAGCUCAACAAGGCUGUGCAAGGCACCGGCCUGGCGUUCAUUGCCUUCACAGAGGCCAUGACGCAUUUCCCGGCGUCGCCGUUCUGGUCCGUCAUGUUCUUCUUCAUGCUCAUCAACCUGGGCCUGGGCAGCAUGAUCGGCACUAUGACCGGCAUCACCACGCCCGUCCUGGACACCUACAAGGUCCAGAAGGAGCUUUUCACAGUGUGUUGCUGCGUCGUGGCCUUCCUGUGCGGCCUGCUGUUCGUCCAGCGCUCAGGGAAUUACUUUGUCACCAUGUUCGACGAUUAUUCUGCCGGACUGCCCCUCACGGUGGUGGUCAUCCUGGAAAAUGUGUCGGUGGCUUGGAUUUAUGGCACUAAAAGAUUCAUGCAGGACUUAGAGGAUAUGUUGGGUUUCCGGCCCAACAUGAUCUACUUCUACCUGUGGAAGUAUGUCUCCCCCAUCUGCCUCAUUGUGCUCAUCUCGGCCACCGUCAUAGAGAUGGCCAUCAGCCCACCUGGCUACAACGCCUGGGUGGAAGAUCUGGCCCAGGAGCGCUUUGAGAGCUACCCCUUGUGGGCGCUGGUCAUGUGCUUCGCCCUCAUCGUCGUGGCCAUGCUUCCUCUCCCUGUCGUCUUCAUCGCCCGCCACUUCAACCUGAUGUCAGACGGCUCCAACAAGCUGUCCGUCUCCUAUCGUAAGAGCAUGAUGAAAGACAUCUCCAACCUGGAGGAAGAGAACGAGGCCCGGUUCAUCCUGGGCGCCAAACCCGGCGACACCCCAGCGUCCGUGCCGGCACGCAAAGCCUACUUGGCUCCUGAAGGAGGAAAAGCCCUGGACCCCAACUCCUUGUCUCCCAACAGCUGCUAUGGAACAGGCUACCAGAAUGCUGCCAUCAGCCCCACUACGCCGACCACUCCUACCACGCCCGAGUCGGACUUUUGAUCGCGUCCAAACACAUCUCAUAUUUCUAACACCAAGCAUCCACUUGUGGUCAUUGCCCACUAUCUAAUAGCAUUAUUGUAGCAGUCCAAUCUAUAUCCAUAUUGCAGCACAGGUAAGGUCAUCUAUAGAUAGAUUGAUUGAUCUUUGUUGUCAUUGCACAAAUACAACAAAAUGUUGUUUUCAGCACAAACUCGUUCAAGAUUAGACAAACAAACAGUGUACAGCCGGCUUGGGCAAUUAUUCUGACUCGGGGGCCACAUUUAGAGAAAAAAAUGUAUCUGGAGGCUGGUAUAUCUAUUCUUUGGGACACUAAUACUAAACUUCACAAUAAUGUCUGAUUGAAUGCUAAAAACUUUAUGACUGACCGCCUUAAAAAACGUAAUGGAAAUUUACUUUUUUUCUAUGAACGAUAAAACACUGAAUGUUGACAAAAUAUGAAAAUCACACCCCCUUUCGAUUGAACUAUUUUACAAUCAAGUGAAACGCAACAAAAAUUCAACAAACAGUGAAAUGUAAACAAAGGGUACAAAACAAACCCAUCUACAGUCUGACACAUCUGAUAUAUCAUUAAGCUUUAGAACUUUGUUGUGAAAAGCUCCUUCUGCGUCUGUGGAAACGCUUCCCGCCCACACUGCUCGGUGCCUCUUCUUAGCUGCUGUGACAUAGAUUACCAUAGUAACUAAUUAGAUUACCAUGGUAACUGGUAUAUCAUCCAUAAGCGCAGAUUCCAACCAUUGAAAUACUUAGUAUAGUUGAAGACUUACGGUCAUGAGAAAACAUCACUGUACAUCAUAAUGGCAGCUACACUUUCCCUCUUAAUGAUCUAAAAAAAAAUAUUUGGGAAUGUCUGGCGGGCCAGAUUGAAAAGCUUAACGGGCCACAUGUGGCCCCUGGGCCUGAAUUUGCCCAGGUCUGGUGUACUUACAGAACAAGAAUGCUGAUGGGUCGCCACAUGGCGCCCAGUAAAAGAUGGGUAAGAUGACUGAAAAAAAAUACAAUCUUAGACUAUGCAGUGUGUACUGUACAUACAUGAAAGCACCAAGCACUGAACAUAAAAUGAUUAAUAUUUACAGAGUAUCAUAAACUUACUCCAAAAGCUGCUUUAAAGACACAUUCACUUAAUUUCUUCAGACAGUGGCCAGGCAGGCAACUGGAGUUUUAUUUAAUCUACUGCAAUGUUUUGUCACUAUAGCUCACAUGUAGACAUGGAAAAAAUACGUUGUUAUACUUAAUCUGAUGUAAAUGAUAAGACAGUAAAGAUGCACCAUUUACAGUAUAGUUGUGGCAUAAACUACAUUAACUACAAAACCCAAAACCAGUGAAGGUGGAAAGUUGUGUAAAUGGUAAAUACAAACAGGUUGAAAAUAAGUUGAAAAGGAUUUGCAUUUUUUUUUUUUUUUAAACAGAAUCAAAUUAUUUGCAAAUCCUUUUCAACUUAUAGAUGGAUGGAUAGUACUUUAUAUUCAAUAGAAUGGAGUGCAAAGACAAGAUAUUUAAUGUUUGAACUGAGAAACGUUGAUAUUUUCUCCAAAUAUUAGCUCAUUUGGAAUUUGUUUCAAAAAAGCUGGCACAAGUAAUAGUAAUAAUAAUAAUAAUACAUUUCAUUUAUAAGGCGCCUUUCAGGCCACUCAAGGACACCGUACAAAAUCAAAACAAUAAAAUCAAAUUGAAUAAAAACAACAAUAAUAACAACAACAGAGAUAGAUAAGAUAAGAUGAUUACAAAGAAUAAGCAGUCUGUGUUUUGAGUCUUGACUUGAAGAGGAAUAUUGAGUCCAAGUUACGAAGGUCUGGUGGCAAAGAGUUCCAAAGAUAUGGGGCAGUGCGGCUGAAAGCUCGGGCACUCAUUGGGGGACAGUUUAAAUAAGGGGACAGCGAGAUGGAUAGAUGAAGAGGAUCUUAGGGAACAUGAGGGCGUGGCGACAUGGAUCAGGUCAGAGAGAUAAGAUGGAGAGACGUUAUAGAUGGCUUUGAAAGUGAAGAUAAUUAUUUGAAAGUGAAUACGAUGUUUGAUGGGUAACCAGUGGAGUUGCUGCAGAACAGGGGUGAUGUGCUGGAUUGAAGGGGUUCUGGUGAUCAUCCCGGCUGCAGAGUUCUGGAGAAGCUGAAGUUUGUGAAGAGACUUGUGAGGGAGACCAAACAGGAGAGAGUUGCAAUAGUCCAGGCAAGAAGUGACCAGGCUAUGGACUAAUAUGGCAGCAGUAUGUGGGGUAAGGGAUGGGCUGAGACGAUUAAUGUUCUGUAGAUGAAAGUAAGCAGACUGGGUGAUGCUGUUUAUGUGGGCUUGAAAGGAGAGUGUGCUGUCGAGGAUGACACCCAGACUCUUGACUUGCGAGGACGGGGAGACAGAGGAAUUGCAGAGAGUAACAGACAAGCUGUUGGUUUUGGCAAGUAUGGUUUUUGUACCUACAAGUAGGAUUUCAGUUUUAUUACUAUUAAGUUGAAGGAAAUUGGAUGAGAACCACUGCUUGAGUUCACUGAGGCAGUCUGUAAGGGAGGAAGGAGGAAGAGAGACAGUUGGUUUAGUUGAAAUGUAGAGCUGGGUGUUAUCCGCAUAACAGUGAAAAUGUAUUUUAAGUUGAUGGAAAAUAUUGCCAAGGGGAAGAAUGUAAAUGAUGAAAAGCAGGGGACCGAGAACAGAGUCCUGGGGGACACCAGAGGAAACGGGAGACGGAGGGGAUUUAAAUGAACGGAGUUGAACAAACUGAGUGCGGUCGGAGAGAUAUGAUCCAAACCAGUGAAGGGGUGUGCUUGUGAUGCCUAUGGAGGAGGACAGUGUGUGAAAUGGUGUCAAAGGCUGCAGUGAGAUCUAAGAGGAUUAGGAUAGUGAGAAGACCAGAAUUAGCUGCCAGGAGAAGAUAAUUUGUGAUUUUUACUAGUGCUGUUUCAGUGCUGUACAGGGGGCGGAAACCAGACUGGAAUUGUUCAUAUAGGUUAUUUAAAGGCCUACUGAAAUGAGAUUAUCUUAUUUAAACGGGGAUAGCAGGUCCAUUCUAUGUGUCAUACUUGAUCAUUUCGCGAUAAUGCCAUAUUUUUGCUGAAAGGAUUUAGUAGAGAACAUCGACGAUAAAGUUCGCAACUUUUGGUCGCUAACAGAAAAGCCUUGCCUGUACCGGAAGUCACAGACGAUGACGUCACCCGUUGAUGGCUCCUCACAUCCUCACAUUGUUUUUAAUGGGAGUCUCCAACAAAAACAGCUAUUCAGACCGAGAAAAUGACAAUUUCCCCAUUAUAUUGAGCGAGGAUUCAUGUUUGAGGAUAUUGAUAGCGACGGACAAGGGGGAAAAAAAAAAAAAAACGCGAUUGCAUUGGGAAGGAUUCAGAUGUUUUUAGACACAUUUACUAGGAUAAUUCUGGGAAAUCCCUUAUCUUUCUAUUGUGUUGCUAGUGUUUUAGUGAGAUUAACAGUACCUGAUAGUCGGAGGUGUGUGUUCAGGGGUGUGUUAAAGUGCAGUGUCUCAGGGAAGUUGACGGCGCGGCACAAGCUCAGCUGAUCUCCGGUAAGAAGCGACUUUUUAACCACAAUUUUCUCAGUGUAACCUGCUGGUUGACAUUUGGUUGGGAUCCAUGUUUGCUUGACCGUGCUCUGAUCCAUAGUAAAGUUUCACCUCUGUGAAUUUUAAACAAGGAAUCACUGUGUGUUUGUGUGGCUAAAGGCUAAAGUUUCCCAAAUCCAUCUUUCUACUUUGACUUCUCCAAUAUUAAUUGAACAAAUUGCAAAGGAUUCAGCAACACAGAUGUCCAAAAUACUGUGUAAUUAUGCCGUUAAAGCAGACGACUUUUAGCUGUGUGCGUGUGCAGCGCUCAUAUUUCCCAACAGCCCGAGACGUCAAAUGUACACGUCAUCCUUACGCGACGUUUUCAAGAAAAAACUCCCGGGAAAUUUAAAAUUGCAAUUUAGUAAAAUAAAAAAGGCCGUAUUGGCAUGUGUUGCAAUGUUAAUAUUUCAUCAUUGAUAUAUAAACUAUCAGACUGCGUGGUGGGUAGUAGUGGGUUUCAGUAGGCCUUUAACUGUAGGUGGGAGUGAAGUUGGGAGGAGACAGUUUUUUCAAGGAUUUUUUAGAUGAAUGGCAGAUUUGAAAUUGGACAAAAUUUAUUAAAAUUAUUUGGUGGCAAGUGGCAAACAAGACUGAGAAAGUUGAGAAAUGCUCAUCAAACACUUAUUUGGAACAUCCCACAGGUGAACAGGCUAAUGGGGAACAGGUGGGGCCGUGAUUGAUUAUAAAAGCAGCUUCCGUGAAAUGCUCAGUCAUUCACAAACAAGGAUGGGGUGAGGGUCACCACUUUGUGAACAAAUGCGUGAGCAAAUUGGCGAACAGUUUAAGAACAAAAUUUGUUCUUUGGGUUUUGUAGAAGCGGGUGAUAAUCGAAGUGAGGUUGGGUAAAUUAUUUGUUUAUUGUUUAUUUUGGGGUGCAUGAGAACGUGGAAAGGAAGCUAUGUGGUGAUUUAUUGACAAAUAUAUCGCACAACAAAGCAGCAACAGAACCGAUUUUCACUUUUGAAAGCGGUUGGUGCUGGAAGAGGUUGCCUCCAGCUACGGCGGUUAAUACCAAUAUUUUUUGACCGGAUACAAGUUUGAGACCCUGGUAGGUAUUUGCUUUUGCCAUAAGAGGAGACUUUAUGGUUAAUAAAAUAGAGGCGCCUAUUGAAGCGUUUAUGGGAUAAUUAUUAGAAUCAAUUGUGGUGUUGACUGAUGUUAAAUAAUUAGCCGCUUGGGGUGGGGUGCAUUUAUGUGAAGUGUUUAUUCAUUCAGUUAUCUGGGGCAGAGCACCUACGAUAGCACCGGCCACUAUUUAAGGAAAUACACUGUUAUGCAAUAAUUGUUAUACAGCAAUAUAACAAUAAUGUGCUGAUAAUGUAUGACAUCAUCAUCCGGCACACACUUUGUCAUCGCAGGAGGUCGUUUUUCUACACCAAAGAAUAAGAAGCACACACCUAAACACUUAAAAUCUUCGUUUUCUUAUACAAACAUAGUACAAAGACACAUUUAAGUGCAAAAGCACAAAAUAGUUGACAUUAAACUGUGCACUACAAUGCACUCAUUGUGUAUAUGGAAGCAUAAGUGAUGCUUAAUAUUAAGUAAAAUAAUGCAAGCACAAAAGGUGCGCUGUACUAAAGGAUUGUGCAACAUCAUCAACAUGACACCAACAGUAUUUAAUAUACUAAACAUGCAUUACACUGCACAAACACAUUUAUAUUUAAUAUACUAAACAUGCAUUACACUGCACAAACACAUUUAUAUUUAAUAUUAUAAACAUGCAUUACAUUGCACAAACACAUUUAUAUUUAUUAUAAACAUGCAUUUACAUUGCACAAACACAUUUAUAUUUAAUAUUAUAAACAUGCAUUCCAUUGCACAAACACAUUUAUAUUUAAUAUUAUAAACAUGUAUUCCAUUGCACAAACACAUUUAAGCGCCACAUUCACUUGUAUUGAUUGUAAUGAAAGCUGCGGAUUGUAAACAAGAACUUUUAUGUUACGAGGCGAAUAAUCACAUUACAUAUUAGAUUUUUUUUUUUUAAAUUAAGUUAUUAAAAUGAUUUACACACAAUAUGUAUACGCACAUAUAUAUACACACAUUGUUAUAUACAAGAAAAAAAAUAUACACAAACACAUACACACACAUAUAUGUAUACAUACAUAUGUAUAUAUACAUAUAUACGUACAUAUACAUAUAUGUGUAUGUAUGUAUAUAUACAGAUAUAUGUACAUAUACAUAUAUGUGUUUAUAUAUAUGUAUAUAUCAUAUAUGUGUAUAUAUACAUAUAUAUAUGUAUGUAUACAUAUACUGUAUAUGUAUAUAUACACAUGUGUAUAUAUAUGUGUGUAUAUAUAUAUAUACAUAUAUGUGUGUGUAUAUAUGGGUAUAUAUAUAUAUAUAUAUAUAUAUAUAUAUAUAUAUAUAUAUAUAUAUAUACAUAUAUAUACAUAUAUGUGUGUAUAUAUACAUGUGUAUUUUUUACAUAUGUAUAUGUAUAUAUAUAUAUAUAUACACACACAUAUGUAUGUACAUACGUUUAUAUGUAUAUACAUAUAUAUGAAUGCAUAUACAUAUAAAUAUAUGUUUAUAUAGAGUCUUUCUGGGUGGAGUUGUUGUCCCCGUGACUCCGUGGGUUCCCUCCGGGUACUCCGGCUUUCUACCACUUCCAAAGACAUGCACCUGGGGAUAGGUUGAUUGGCAACACUAAAUUGGCCCUAGUGUGUGAAUGUUGAGGCGGGGACUUGUCCAGGGUGUACCCCACCUACCGCCCGUAUGCAGCUGGGAUAGGCUCCAGCACCCCCCGCAACUCCAAAAGGAAUAAGCGGUAGAAAAUGGCUAUUUGUGUGUAGUGUUGCUCAAUGGAAUUAUAUAUUUUUUCUAGUGUGUGCUCUGGUAGUAAUGCAGUAUUGCAAUGUUAUGUAAAUAAUGGUUUUAUUGUUAUCCUUUAUUUUGUCAGCAAGCGUUACAUGAUGACUUACACACUUUAUUGUGUUUUUAUUUGUUAAAGCAAUAACCUUUUCAAAUGCAGGAAUGUGACUAAAGUAAAAUAUAUAAUGACAAUACAACAAAAUGGAAAGUGUACAAUAGAUAUUCCUUGUCUGUGUGUAUGCACUUUAUAUUCUAGACUUCCUUUCGGCUGACGGGUGUUGCUGAGCACAAACUGUAUACAGUAUUCUCCUCAGUCAUGAUGAUUGUAUUAUGAUGACCAUUAUUGUAGAAUGGAAGUGUGGUUUCACUACAAAUACCAAUAAAGAUCAGAUGAAAUGCUUCA
Nerophis ophidion (straightnose pipefish) is the source of this 9177-nucleotide messenger RNA. Its product is annotated as sodium-dependent neutral amino acid transporter SLC6A17-like. The transcript is spliced from 12 exons. Gene Ontology annotation, biological process: alanine transport; proline transport; glycine transport. Bases 197 to 2425 code for a protein of 742 amino acids. The record is from RefSeq and is a predicted model, not a curated record. Gene Ontology annotation, cellular component: synaptic vesicle; plasma membrane. NCBI's taxonomy places the organism in Eukaryota, Metazoa, Chordata, Actinopteri, Syngnathiformes, Syngnathidae.